This is a messenger RNA of Neomonachus schauinslandi (Hawaiian monk seal), 1656 nucleotides long. It is a transcript of the gene PRSS53, whose product is annotated as serine protease 53. Lineage: Eukaryota; Metazoa; Chordata; Mammalia; Carnivora; Phocidae. Gene Ontology annotation, biological process: proteolysis. The transcript is spliced from 10 exons. The record is from RefSeq and is a predicted model, not a curated record. Gene Ontology annotation, molecular function: serine-type endopeptidase activity. Bases 1 to 1656 code for a protein of 551 amino acids.
AUGCAGCCGAGCUGGGGACCAGGGCUGCUCAUCCUGGGAGCAGCGGUCCUCAUCGAGGGUCUUCAAGCAGCUCAGCACGUAUGUGGGCAGCGUGGCCCUGGCCCCCCUGAGCCUCAGGAGGGCAUCACAGUACCUGGCGAGUGGCCAUGGCAAGCGAGUGUGAGGAGGCAGGGGGUCCACAUCUGCAGUGGAUCCCUGGUGGCGGACACCUGGGUCCUCACUGCUGCUCAUUGCUUUGAAAAGGCAGCAAUGACAGGACUGAACUCCUGGUCAGUUGUCCUGGGUUCUCUGCAACAAGAGGGGCUGAGCCCAGGGGCCGAGGAGGUGGGGGUGACGGCUCUGCAGCUGCCAAGGGCCUAUAACCACUACAGCCAGGGCUCAGACCUGGCCCUGCUACGACUUGCCCACCCCGUGGCCCACGCACCCCUCUGCUUGCCCCAACCUACCCAUCGCUUUCCUUUUGGGACCUCCUGCUGGGCCACUGGCUGGGAUCAGGACACCAAUGGUGCUCCCAGGACUCUGCGGAAUCUGCGCCUGCGUCUAAUCAGCCGCCCCACAUGUAACUGCCUCUACGACCGGCUGCACCAGCGGCUGCUGGCUAGCCCAGCUCGGCCGGGGAUGCUGUGUGGGGGCGCCCAGCCUGGGGUGCAGGGGCCCUGUCAGGGGGAUUCUGGGGGCCCCGUGCUGUGCCGUGAGCCUGACGGACACUGGGUUCAGGCUGGGAUCAUCAGCUUUGCAUCAAGCUGUGCCCAAGAAGACACCCCUGUGCUGCUGACCAGCAUGGCUGCUCACAGCUCCUGGCUGCAGGCUCGAGCUCAGGGGGCGGCCUUCCUGUCCCAGAACCCGGGGACCCCGGAGAUCAGUGACGAGGACAGCUGUGUAGCCUGUGGAUCCUUGAGGAGAGAAGGUCCCCAGGCAGGAGCCCCCUCCCCAUGGCCCUGGGAUGCCAGGCUGAAGCACCAGGGGAAGCUGGCCUGUGGUGGAGCCCUGGUGUCAGAGGAGGUCGUGCUGACUGCUGCCCACUGCUUCAUCGGGCGCCAGACCCCAGAGGAAUGGAGCAUUGGGCUGGGGGCCGGACCAGAGGAGCGGGGCCUGAAGCAAAUCGUCCUGCAUGGGGCUUACACCCACCCAGAGGGGGGCUACGAUGUGGCCCUCCUGUUGCUGGCCCAACCCGUGACACUAGGCCCCAGCCUUCGGCCGCUCUGCCUGCCCUAUUCUGACCACCAUCUGCCCGAUGGGGAACGUGGCUGGGUCCUGGGGCUGCCCCGUCAAGGAGCAGGCGCCAGUUCCCCUCAGACAGUGCCUGUGACCCUCUUGGGACCCAGGGCCUGCAGCCGGCUGCAUGCAACUCUUGGGAGCGACAGCGUCCCCAUUCUGCCAGGGAUGGUGUGUUCCAGUGUUGUGGGUGAGCCGCCCCACUGUGAGGGCCUGUCCGGGGCACCCCUGGUGCACGAGGUGAGGGGCACAUGGUUCCUGGCUGGGCUACACAGCUUUGGAGAUGCCUGCCAAGGCCCCGCAAGGCCUGCGGUCUUCGUGGCGCUCCCUGCCUAUGAGAACUGGGUCAGCAGUUUGGACUGGCGGGUCUAUUUUGCUGAGGAGCCGGAGCCCGAGACCGAGCCCGGAAGCUGCUCCGCCAACACGAGUAUGUGGCCCUAG